AUGUUGACAGUCCCCCAACCAAUUCAAAGGAUAUUUGACUCGGUACCAUUAAAAGUGUAUAGCGAUCAACAGGAGAGUGUUUUACCAGAGAAGCUUUAUCUGUUUCCUAAUGCUCCAUCGGAUCCACUCAUACUUGGCGUGUACAACACUUUUGAAUAUGACAAGUUUGUAUUGCCAACAGAUCCAGUUUCACUAUACACAUUGCUAAUACUAGCCAAGAAAAACGACUUUGGAUUACCUGAACUGACGAGUAAUAGCAAUUGCGGGAUAACUCGAAUCCCAUUCCGAGGAUCUCCUUCAAAUUCACUUCCAAUUUUGAUCAGUGACGGUACUGUGAGAGCGAUUGAGAGUUCAGAACAGAUUGAGAAGAAGAUCGCAUCAAAGAAUAUACAGUCAGCAAAGGUGCUUAUGAUAAAAGAAUUUGUUGAUACUGUUCUUUUUGAUUCAUGGAUAGCUUGCUUGUUAGCGGAAAAGAUACAGCCACAAACGUUUUACCAACUUUUCGGCAUCAACAACAAAUUGGAUGUAUACGAAUUGAAAAUGCAGAUACCUAAGUGGAACAACUUUUCUAUCAGGCAUGCAUCACUUUUUAGUCACCACUAUAAUAACCAAUAUUUGCAAGCUUUUUACACCUCCCAAUGUGAUGAAUUUGAGAAAGCUAUAGAGCUGUUGAAACAGUAUUUGCAGAGCCCUGAUCCAGAGACGACAGUCAUUAAAUACAAAGUAGCAGCUUAUGCUAUUAUCAUUGAUCAUUUCUUGAAAGAUACACAGGUUGGUCAGAUAAUGAGUCGAUACCCGGAAGUUGUCACCACAUCGUACGCAGUUUUGAGUAGCUAA
Lodderomyces theae is the source of this 837-nucleotide messenger RNA. RefSeq names its product SAM complex subunit (gene SAM35). The record is from RefSeq and is a predicted model, not a curated record. NCBI's taxonomy places the organism in Eukaryota, Fungi, Ascomycota, Pichiomycetes, Serinales, Debaryomycetaceae. The transcript has a single exon. The coding region runs from base 1 to 837 and encodes 278 amino acids.